Penaeus monodon (black tiger shrimp) is the source of this 664-nucleotide messenger RNA. Its product is annotated as collagen alpha-1(X) chain-like. The transcript has 5 exons. The coding region runs from base 53 to 664 and encodes 203 amino acids. NCBI's taxonomy places the organism in Eukaryota, Metazoa, Arthropoda, Malacostraca, Decapoda, Penaeidae. The record is from RefSeq and is a predicted model, not a curated record.
GCAGAUCCCGCGCGGCCCCCCCGGCGAGGACGGCAAGGCGGGCAGGGACGGCAUGCCCGGGAUCCCCGGCACCUCCGGACGCCCUGGGCCCCCGGGGGAGAGGGGCCCCAUAGGAGGCAAGGGCGAGAAGGGCGACCGAGGCGAGCGAGGGAAUCCGGGACCCGAGGGCCAGCAGGGCGCGAAGGGCGAGUCGGGCAUGGACGGCGCCCCUGGGAUGCCCGGCGAGAGAGGCCCCCAGGGACCCCCAGGGAAGCCAGGCUGGGGCAACUCCAGAUACGACGUGGACAGCGGCCUGGCCAUGGCACCGGCGAGACCUGGCACCCCUGGCACUCCGGGCGAGAAAGGGGCACCGGGCGCACCUGGCAUCCGCGGCACUCGAGGGUACCCCGGCGCCAAGGGAGACAGAGGCGAAUCCGGGCUGCGCGGGGACAAGGGAGACACGGGCGAACCGGGAAGGAGCGGCCCGGCAGGACCCAAAGGAGAACCAGGAUCUCCCGGUAUGAACGGCGCCCCCGGUCCCCCAGGCUUCAUUGGGGUCCCUGGUGACAAGGGCGAUAAAGGUGAACGAGGUGAAACAGGUGUCGGUUCGCCAGGUCCCCCAGGUAGACCAGGGGGGCUUACGCUCGAAGACCACAAGGCUAUUGUCGAACAGGUCAGUUUCUAG